Molecule: messenger RNA, 378 nt
Organism: Thlaspi arvense
Lineage: Eukaryota; Viridiplantae; Streptophyta; Magnoliopsida; Brassicales; Brassicaceae
Source: the annotation of a GenBank genome assembly
AUGCAACUGACUCGUGUUUUUUUCUUCCUUUUUGUGAUGCAUUUAGGAGCUGAAGUUAAGGCCGGGAAGCCUCUUACAUUGAAGCCUGAUCAAGACUGUCUCAUCCACGUUUCUCAGGCAUCACUUGAUGAAGGAAAAAGGGGAGAAUCUGCGCUCUUAUAUGUGACGGUUGAUGGGAAGAAACUUGUCAUUGGAACUCUUUCACAAGGAAACAUCCCUCAGAUUAGCUUUGAUCUCGUCUUCGAGAAAGAGUUUGAGCUUUCCCACAGCUUGGAGAGAGGAAGUGUACAAUUUCGUUGGCUACAAAUCCCCCAACAUCGACCAAUAUCCUUUUAUUUGUCUGCUUAUUUUUCUGUUUGGGUCUUUGUUCUGUAUUAA